AAUAUGGACGAAGAGCUAAAAUGCCCCGUGUGUGGCUCUCUCUUCAAGGACCCUAUUCUUCUACCAUGCUCGCACAACAUAUGUUUGGCGUGCGCGCGGAACAUCAUCGUCCAGACCCCGGAGGGCGAGACACCUCCACACGGCAGCAGUAGCCGGGCGUCGGGCACCUCGGACUAUGACUACCUGGACAUGGACAAGAUGAGCAUGUACAGCGAGACGGACAGCGGCUACGGCUCGUACACGCCGUGCCUCAAGUCCCCGAACGGGGUGCGAGUUUUUCCGCCCUCUAUGGUCGGCGGUGGCGGCGGCGGCGGCGGUGUCCAUCGCCAACACUGCUCAAUCACGUGUCCGCUGUGCCACCGCAGCGUCUCGGUGGAUGAGCGGGGACUCAAGGGCUUUCCCCGGAACCGGCUCGUGGAGUCUAUCGUCUCGCGCUACCAGCAGAGUCGCGCCGCGGCCGCGGUAAAAUGUCAGCUGUGCGACCGCAACCCCGUCGAAGCCACCGUGUUCUGCGAGCAGUGCGAUGUGUUCUACUGUGCCCCGUGUCAGCAGCGGUGCCACCCCUCCCGCGGUCCGCUCGCCAAGCACCGCCUGGUGCCGCCGAGCCAAGCGGCGAGCGCGGCGAGCGCGGCGGCGAGAGCAGGCGCUGCCCAGCAGCCGCCAACACAGCAUCCUCCAGCCACCGCGCGCAAGCCAGCCACCUGCGCGGAACACGAAGCGGAAAACUUCAGCAUUUAUUGCAUGAACUGCAAGGUUCCCGUGUGCGCAAAAUGCAUGGAGGAGGGCAAACACGCCAAGCACGACGUGAAGCCCCUGGCCGUUAUGUGGAAACAGCACAAGUGCCAGCUCUCCCAGGCUCUGAACGGCGUCUCUGACAAGGCCAAGGAUGCUAAGGAGUUCCUGGUUCAAUUGAAGAACAUGCUGCAGCAGAUACAGGAGAGCGGCGUGGAGUUUGAGGCGUGUCUGGUGGCCCAGUGCGAUUCGCUGAUCGAGGCGCUGACCAGGCAGAAGGCCAAGCUGCUCACCAAGGUCACCAAGGAGAAGGAGUACAAGCAAAAGGUGGUCCGUGACCAGAUCACCCACUGCACCAUGAAACUCCGCCAGACCACCGGCAUGAUGGAGUUCUGCCUGGAGGUCAUUAAGGAGAAUGACCCCAGCGGAUUCCUUCAGAUAUCCGAUGCCCUGGUGAAGCGUGUGAGCUCGUCCCAGGACCAGUGGGUGAAGGGGGCCCUGGAGCCCAAGGUGGGCCCCGAGUUUGACCUGACCCUCAGCACCGACGCCCUGCUGCAGACCAUCCUGCAGCUGGACUUCUGCCAGAACAAAGUGGACUCCUCUCCGUCAGUGCCAGCGGCCCCUCUGCUGCAGCUUGAGAAGUGCUGCACCAGGAACAACAGCGCCACGCUGGCCUGGAGGGUCACUGCGCCCACGGGCAGCCCCAUUGAGGGCUACGUGCUCGAGCUGGACGACGGCAACGGCGGACAAUACAGGGAAGUGUACGUGGGUAAGGAGACUGUGUGCACUGUGGACGGCCUGCACUUCAACAGCUCCUACAACGCCCGGGUGAAGGCCUACAAUGGCAUCGGAGUGGGAGCAUACAGCAAGACGGUGGUGCUGAAGACCUCCGAUGUGGCUUGGUUCACCUUUGACCCCACCUCUGCACACCGGGACAUCGUCCUGACCAAUGAGAACCUGACGGUGAGCUGUAACAGCUACGACGACCGCGUGGUGCUGGGGACUGCUGCCUUCUCCAAGGGCGUCCACUACUGGGAAGUGUGCAUCGAUCGCUAUGACAACCACCCGGACCCGGCGUUUGGCGUGGCUCGCAUCAACACCCUGAAGGACACCAUGCUGGGGAAGGAUGACAAGGCCUGGGCCAUGUACGUGGACAACAACCGCUCCUGGUUCAUGCACAACAACUCUCACACCAACAGGGCCGAGGGGGGCAUCUCUAAGGGGACGACGGUGGGCAUCCUUCUGGACCUGACCCAGCGCACGCUGACGUUCUUCAUCAACAAGGAGCAGCACGGGCCCACCGCCUUCGAGAGCCUCGAGGGGGUCUUCAUGCCCGCCGUCAGCCUCAACAGAAACGUCCAGGUCACCAUCCUGACCGGCCUGGAGGUGCCAAAGACCAUCAAGCAGUAA
Messenger RNA from Gadus chalcogrammus (walleye pollock), 2142 nucleotides. RefSeq names its product E3 ubiquitin-protein ligase TRIM9. Lineage: Eukaryota; Metazoa; Chordata; Actinopteri; Gadiformes; Gadidae. The transcript is spliced from 11 exons. Gene Ontology annotation, molecular function: protein binding; zinc ion binding. Bases 4 to 2142 code for a protein of 712 amino acids. The record is from RefSeq and is a predicted model, not a curated record.